Molecule: messenger RNA, 1511 nt
Organism: Juglans microcarpa x Juglans regia
Lineage: Eukaryota; Viridiplantae; Streptophyta; Magnoliopsida; Fagales; Juglandaceae
Product: probable protein phosphatase 2C 49
Exons: 4
Coding region: 150-1205 (351 amino acids)
Biological process (GO): protein dephosphorylation
Molecular function (GO): protein serine/threonine phosphatase activity; cation binding
Source: RefSeq, a predicted model, not a curated record
CUCCUUACAGAAGAUUUUGAUCGCUUCAACGUAAGAGCUACAGAGAAAGUGCGAGAAAAUUCUUAAGAAAGACCGAGAAAAUAUCAAAAAAUCCUCUUCUUGUUGUUUUUAUCUUUUGGGUUUUGUUUGUUCUGGUAUGAUAUUGGAAAAUGGUUGCUGAAGCCGAAUCUGUGUGCCAAACGAGCGUGCCUGUGUUGGAGGAUAUCAAGCCCGUGGACAAAAUCCCAGAUGCAGUCCUUGAAUCUUCCAUCCUGCAAUUUAUGCCCAGUUUCCGCUCUGGUAGCUUUGCUGACAUUGGUCCUCGAAGAUACAUGGAAGAUGAGCAUAUACAUAUAGAUGAUUUAUCCUCACACUUGGGAUCAGUUUUUGAGUUUCCUAAACCAAGUGCUUUUUAUGGGGUAUUUGAUGGUCAUGGAGGACCUGAAGCAGCAGCUUAUAUAAGAAAAAAUGUUCUUAGACUCUUUUUUGAAGAUGCCAACUUCCCCCAAACAUCAGAAGUGGAUGAUGUCUUCUUAGAGGAGGUUGAGAACUCACUUCAGAAAGCAUAUCUGCUGGCUGACCUAGCCUUAGCAGAUGAAUUUGGUGUGAGCAGUUCCUCUGGGACAACGGCUCUUACUGCUUUGAUAUUUGGAAGGCUUCUCUUGGUUGCCAAUACUGGUGAUUGCAGAGCAGUUCUUUCUCGGAAAGGAAAGGCAAUCGACAUGUCUCAAGACCACAAACCCAUUUAUCCAUCAGAAAGGAGGCGAGUGGAAGAGUUAGGUGGAUACAUCGAGGACGGGUAUCUCAAUGGUGUUUUAUCAGUUAGUCGAGCCUUGGGGGACUGGGAUCUGAAGUUCCCUCGUGGUUCUUCUUCACCACUUAUUGCGGAUCCAGAAUUUCAGCAGGUGGUUCUAACUGAGGAUGAUGAGUUCCUCAUCAUGGGGUGUGAUGGAAUUUGGGAUGUGAUGUCUAGUCAGCAAGCCGUUAGCCUUGUUCGUCGUGGGCUGCGGCGGCAUGAUGACCCAGAACAAUGUGCAAGGGACCUUGUCAUGGAAGCCUUGCGCCUCAACACAUUUGACAAUCUCACUGUGAUUGUUGUAUGCUUCUCUUCUCUGGAUAACUGGGAACCAUCACCACCACGGCAACCGAAGAUGAGGUGCUGUAGCCUCUCUGCAGAGGCCCUUUGUAGCCUGAGGAGCUUGUUGGAUGGCAGUGCCAGCAGUUGAAUGUACAUACAUUUAUUAAUAAACUAAACUGUUUUUGGCUGCUUCAGUGAGAUGGGAGAAAAAGUAGCUAGCAGUUUUGUUGGUGCUGAUUAUUCAGCUAUUCGUGGUGAGCUCUGGGCUGAUGUACAUAACCAGCUAAGGUGGAUGGUGGUGUAGAGAUUUUCCAUAUGGAUACAUCCUGUGUACAGAGUCAUUUGAUUAUUUUGUUAACAGUCCAGAGUGACCUGCCCUUCUGAUGAAUCCAUUUUUGAUUCAUCGUGUGUACCUAAUGUAAAUUUUCUUAAUAAAAGGUCAGUUUCUUCUUUA